Molecule: messenger RNA, 1038 nt
Organism: Dovyalis caffra
Lineage: Eukaryota; Viridiplantae; Streptophyta; Magnoliopsida; Malpighiales; Salicaceae
Source: the annotation of a GenBank genome assembly
AUGGAAGCAUAUGAAAAAGAAAAAAGAGAGAGCUCCAGGCACAAAACAAGAGAUUUAGAGGAGCACCACGGCGAUAUAAUGCAGGCAAAGAUGGAAGAACUAACUAAAAUGAAUGAAGCACUACAGAAAUCAAAAGACAAAGCUAUGCAAUCAUGGUUAGAUUCCAGGCCUCUCAUCGACGAGCUUGAAAAACUACAAUCAGGUCUUGCAAGUGCUAAAAACCAAGCAUCUAUGUCCAAUAUUGUAAUCUCGGAGCUUGAGUCACAGCUUGAGGCCACUAAUGUAGGCAUCCAAUCCAAAAUGGAAGAAGAAAUCAAGGUGGCAAAGAUGACCAACGAAAUAACUCAGGCUUUGGAUCAAUCGCGUGAAGAAUUGGAAAGAAUCAUGCUGGACACAGAAGAAGAGCACCGAGAGAGAUCAAAACUGACACAAGUCCUGAGGUUGAGGAGGCAGACUCUAAGAACGUUGAAAAUAACACUUCGAGCAGUGGAGGUAGAAUCAGAAGCUUUUGGAGAAUCAGCAGCAGAAGCACGAGGACACAUCAAGAGUUCGGAAACAGGGAAUAGCACUGUUCAACUCAGUGAAGAAGAAUAUCUUUCCUUAAAGCGAAGAGCCAAAGAAGGGACAUCGCUUGCUAACUGGCGGAUUUCUGUGUCCAUGGAGCAGAAGUUUGCAGCUGAAGCAAGCCGAAACUUAGCGUCAACAAGAUUGAAAGAAAUUCGCUCUGAAAAGAACAUGUCACGGAGAAGGAGAACGGAAGAUGAAAAGAUAAUUGAAGAUGGAUAUACCAUUAAAGAUCACCAAGAAGAACAACAAGAUUCAAGGUUCAAAAAAGUUGCCCAAGUGAAAACAUCAGGGAAUGCUUUUCCUAAAGCUCGAGCAAAUGCAAUUUCUAAAUCCAACUCGAGGACUCCAAAGAAACAGAUGGGACGAUCAGUUAGAAAAAGAAAUAAAAAGCUACACAAGAAAGAGAAACUAUCCAUUUUAGAACAAAUAAGGCGUUUUUUCAUACGAAGCAUCAGAAGAUUGUUUGGAUGA